AUGACUACUGCCAUUACCGGAGCGCUGCUUAAUCCACCCCUACAAACAAACCCAGUGUCGAAGAACCUUGAAGAACAACCAUGGUACCAUGGUCUGCGUCCAAGACGAGAUAUAUUGUGCUUACUACGAACACCGGGAGAUUGGCUGGUUCGAUCGACAGAUUCAAGAGAUAUUCCAGAGAUCAUUAUUUCUAUACGUGUCAAGGGCCGAAGGAAGGAGCAUUCACAUUUGACAUUAAGAUACGAGAAUCACAAAUGGGUACUUAGUGCAUACAGAAAGAAGAAAGCUCCCCAAUUUGAUACGGUUGUUGACUUGGUGGAGUAUUAUACGAAACAUGAACUUCCUGGUCAUAUCGUCAUGAAAACUCCUAUAUAUCGACCGAAAUGGUUAAUUAAACAUGAUGUGGUCAAGUUUGAUAUGCUAAAGGAUUCAAUUGGAGCUGGACAUUUUUGCAAGGUAUAUCGAGGGACGUACGAACGUGAAAAGAAUGUUUUAAUUCCUGUAGCC
Molecule: messenger RNA, 507 nt
Organism: Cylicocyclus nassatus
Lineage: Eukaryota; Metazoa; Nematoda; Chromadorea; Rhabditida; Strongylidae
Source: the annotation of a GenBank genome assembly